This is a messenger RNA of Perkinsus marinus ATCC 50983, 684 nucleotides long. Its product is annotated as 3-dehydroquinate synthase, putative. Gene Ontology annotation, molecular function: 3-dehydroquinate synthase activity; transferase activity, transferring alkyl or aryl (other than methyl) groups. The annotation marks the transcript as partial. The record is from RefSeq and is a predicted model, not a curated record. The transcript is spliced from 6 exons. Lineage: Eukaryota; Perkinsozoa; Perkinsida; Perkinsidae.
AUGUGCGCUCGCCCGGAGUUGUUCGCGGAGCUCGAGUCGUUAUUGUCGAGCAAAGGCGUUGAAGGACUCGUCCAGGAUUAUGAUGAGUUUAGGCAUGUGAUUGUUGCAGGAAUUGAUUACAAGAGAAGUGUGGUAGAGGAGGAUGAGAGGGACAAAGGCCUACGAAACGAGCUUAACUGGGGGCAUACUGUCGGCCAUGCUAUCGAGGGAAUGGGUGUCACGGGACUGCAUCACGGGGAAUGUGUAUCGAUCGGAAUGGUCUAUGAAGCGAUGGCACUGAGAGCUCAAGGGCAGCUUUCGAAUAUUGCCGCACAACGUUUGGAGAAAGUAUUGAAGUGCUGUGAUCUUCCCACAGUGCUGCCGCCUGGUGCAGAGGAGAAUCGAGAGGAGCUUAUGAGGCGUAUGAAACGCGAUAAGAAAAAUAGAGGCGGAGCGAUACAUGUUGUUGAUGUGAGGGACAUAGGAAGGUGUGAGGGCGACAGUAGGACGGUGCCUGUGCCUGACAGGAUACUCAAACGGGUCUUGUCUUCUGCGGUGACCAUCUCGGGAUCAGCAUUAGUGAAGUCUGGACAGAAGCUGGGUCCAUCGGGUGGUGGAGUUUUGGAGCUCCCUGGUUCGAAGUCUAUAUCCAAUAGGGCGCUGGUCUUGGCAGCUUUGGCUGAAAAGCCUGGAGGAAAGUGUCGG